Pyricularia oryzae 70-15 is the source of this 861-nucleotide messenger RNA. Its product is annotated as histone chaperone asf-1. Lineage: Eukaryota; Fungi; Ascomycota; Sordariomycetes; Magnaporthales; Pyriculariaceae. The coding region runs from base 1 to 861 and encodes 286 amino acids. Gene Ontology annotation, cellular component: nucleus. The transcript is spliced from 4 exons. Gene Ontology annotation, molecular function: histone binding. The record is from RefSeq and is a predicted model, not a curated record. Gene Ontology annotation, biological process: nucleosome disassembly; DNA replication-dependent chromatin assembly; nucleosome assembly.
AUGUCUGUCGUAACGCUACUCGGGGCAAAUGUUAUGAACAACCCUGCCAAGUUCACAGACAAAUACGAGUUCGAGAUCACCUUCGAAUGCUUGGAGCAGCUGGAAAAGGAUCUUGAAUGGAAACUCACAUAUGUCGGUUCUGCCACAUCCGACCAGUAUGACCAGGAGCUUGACAGCCUACUGGUUGGGCCGAUUCCCGUCGGUGUCAACAAGUUCAUCUUUGAAGCGGCCGCACCCGACACGACCAAAAUCCCCGACACGGAUGUAUUGGGCGUUACAGUCAUCCUACUGACCUGCUCGUACGAUGAACGCGAGUUUGUUCGCGUUGGCUACUAUGUAAACAAUGAGUAUGAUUCUGAGGAACUCAACGCCGACCCGCCGGCCAAGCCUAUCAUCGAUCGCAUCCGCCGCAACAUCCUUGCCGAUAAGCCUCGCGUGACAAGGUUUGCCAUCAAGUGGGAUUCUGAACUGACGGCACCUGCCGAAUUCCCCCCUGACCAACCUGAGGCUGAUCUCGUAGCCGACGAGGAGGAGUACGGUGCUGAGGAGCUUGCCGAAGAGGAGGAGGAAGAGGCUGCUGCCACUGGCGCUGCCGCCAAUGGCGAGGGCUCCGCCGCAACCGCCGGCCAGGAUUCGGAAAUGGCUGUUGACGGGGCUGAAGGUGCCGAGAACGGCGCUAAUGACGACGAGCUUUCAGACGACGGCAGUGUCGACAUCGAGGGUGAGAGUGAAGACGAGCUCGAAGAAGAGCUUCAGGAGGGUGAAGGUGAUACCGGUGAUGCUAUGGACAUGGAUGUCGACAUGGACAAGCCAUCGCAGGCUUCGGGCGCUCAGAAACCUGCCGAGAUUAUGUCUCACUAA